Messenger RNA from Closterium sp. NIES-67, 3300 nucleotides. The record is from the annotation of a GenBank genome assembly. NCBI's taxonomy places the organism in Eukaryota, Viridiplantae, Streptophyta, Zygnematophyceae, Desmidiales, Closteriaceae.
GCUCCUCUAGGCUAGUGUGUCAGUGUCGCUUGCUUGGUGUGUCUGGUCCGUGAAGCCAAGCAACCAGUUGCCAAAAGAGUUUUUUGUUUUUGUUACCGCAUUCUUAGAAUAUCGGCUCUUGCAGUCAUCUUCAUAGUAUCACCUGGCGUCGAACUGUGUCUGACUCCUUCGAAUUCCGUUUCCGUCGCAUUCUGUUACCGUCGCGCUCCGUUCCGUCGCGCACAACUCUUCUGCGACAUUCUCGCACGCUUGUUCACAUUAUUCGUGGCAAUCCUCCAAUCAGGUGUGCAUCUCAGACGACCCGUCAGAUGGGUCGGACCCAUCAAACAUAGCACAGCCUUUUUUUCGUACCGAAGAGUCGUAACCUUGCAACCUUGGGAAUACCGACUCGACGAGGCAAUGCCGACGAAGCUCGACCUCCCCUCGCUUCACUGCAGCAGCAGCAGCAUUGACUCUGGCGGGCCCUCACGCCGACCGUGGUUCGAGAUUCUGGCGGGAAGGAAGAUUCGCCGCGUUAUGGGUGACCCCGUUAAGCUCGAGGCGUUCCUCUCUGGCGAGUUCGACCGCCUCGACGUGGAUGCACGUGGCAGGCUCUCAUUGGCCGAGCUCAAGCCGGCGCUGCUGCGCCUGGCGGAGAUUCAGGGGCUCAUUCUCCGCCCCUUCUGGGACAGCCGAAUGGGCGGAGGCGGAGGGGGCAGCGGCGGACGGGGCGCAGGGCAUCGGCGGAGAGGCGGAAAUGGAGGGAGAGGGGGGGAGGGAAGCGGAGGGGGGAGCGGAGGGGGGAGCGGAGGGGGGAGUGGGUGGGGAAGCGGAAGCUUGGGUGGCAGUGGGGAUUGGGGGGGAGGAAGAGGAGGAGCGGGAGGGGGAGGGAGCGGGAGGUUCCUGGGCGAGGGGAAGGGGGAGAAAGAUGAUGAUUUGGCCAAGGGGCUAUUUGUUUCUUUCAUGUCCGCUGACCUCAGCAGCGAGAUUGGGCGGCACAAGUUUGUCACCGUCUGCAGAGAUUUGAUUCUUGCAUCUCAAGAUUCGGUCGAAGAGGACCCUCUGCCCAGGCUGCUGAACGAGAGCAGCACGCUGAGAGAGCUGUUUCGGGAUGCAGGCGAGGUGGACGCGUUCAUCGACGCGCUGUGGACGGACAUGGACGCGGAUGGCGACGGCACCGUCACCAUGGAGGAGAUUAGACCCAUGCUGCCGGCGCUGGGGCUCUUCCCUGAGCCAUUACCUAUUCCCAGAGAGCAGGAGGAUGAGAUCCUGGCGGAGCUGCUGCAUACAUACGCGGGAUGGGGAGGGGGAGACGGGGGGGGAGGCGGGGAGGAGGGGGCAGAAAGUGAGGCAGAUGGGGAGGAAGGAGGGGCGAUGGGCUCAGGUGGCAGUGAGAACGGUCAGCUGGGAGUUGAUGCGGCGGUGGAUUUCACCCAGGGUCUGUCGAAGGUGCAGUUCAUGUGGCUCGUGGCCGACAUUCUCUUCACCGUGGCCAAGGGGCUGGAGGACGAGCCCCUGUACCUGCCCGCCAACAUGACCAUCCUCAACGGCCCGUUCCUAGUCAAGAUCCUCUCAGACGAAGCCUUCUUCCAUCGCUUAACAGACCUCAUGUUUCUCUCCUGGGACUCCACGGACCGUGGCAUGCUGUCUCGCGCCGAAGUCGUUGACGGCUUUCACGCUCUGGGAGUGGCCUACGGGCUGCCAGCGGUGGGCAGCCGGGACGAGGCGGACCGCAUCUACCUCUCGCUCUUCCUCACGGCGGACUGCGACACCAGCGGGUUCGUGGACAAGGAGGAGUUCAGAUCGCUCAUGCAGUCCACCUUCCUGGGGGCUGCCCUGCAGCUGCAGAAGACAGGCCUCCCACCACAGAUGCUGCCGCCCGUGGCGUCGCCACCGCCAGUGUCGUUGUUACGCCCCGAUCGCUCCGCCUCCUCUGCGCCUUCCUCCUCCGCCACCUCCUCCUUCUUCCGCCCGUUCUCCUUCUCACUCCCGACUCUCUCCUUCUCUUCUGCCCUCCCCUGGGGAAGGUGUGCCGACAGCAGCGCUGCUGCCCUCAGCACCAGCAGUGGCAGCAGGGCGGGUUUAACAGACCCGGCUGCUACAGUGGCGGAUCUGCCGACCCUCACUGGCUUCAAGCUCUUUGACGGGCGGCGCGUGCGCAAGAUGGUCCGAGCGGAUGGCGGGGCUUGUCUGGACGUGUGGCUGAACAGUGCCUUUGACGAAAUCGUUAUAAGCACAUCUGAUAGUGGAGGUGGAGCGGGCGGAGGAGGGGGGGGUGAGGGGGGAGCGAAGCAGGUGCGGGUGUCAGGAUCAAGGAGUGGAGAGGCGGAGGGGAUUGACACGGACGGACUUACACUGUACAGUCCUAGUGGGGGGAGAGAGAAAGGGGAGAGUUGGGAAGGCGGUAGGGUAAAGGGAGAGGGGGAGGAAGGGCGGAGUAACGGGAUUGGCGAUGAGGAGAGCAAGGAGGUCACGUGCGGAGACGCACAAGGAAAUGGUGCAGGAGGUUCUGUGGGUAAGGACGGAAUUUGCCGCCCAACAGACAAGCCGGUGGUGACAUGGGCGGCAGUGGAGCGGAAGCUGGUGCAGCAGCUGCAGACGCUGGGGCUGCCGGGGGUGGGGGUGUCGGAGGACUGGGAGAGGAUGGUGCAUGCCAUGGUGGCGCGGGAGAGAGGGGGGUGCCGGGGGGAGGACCAGGGAGGGAGGGAUGGGGAGGAGGAACGGGUGGCGAAGGGAGGGAGUGAGGGGGAGGAGGAGGUAAGGGAGAAGAAGGGGGAGGGGUUGGAUAGGGAGGAGUUUGUUGCUGCGAUGACGAGGCUUCUGAAGGAAGUCGGACAGACGCUGCAAGACACGCCUCUGCUCCUGCGCUGCUUGGACGGCACGCUCAUAAGGGCGUUCCUGCAGCACCCCUCUCGGCUCAGCGCUGCCAUCCGUAGCACCUUCCAGGCGCUAGACAACAAGGGAUGGGGCGGCAUGCCGGCCGCCCGCCUCGCCCCUGCGUUGCGCGUUAUUGGCCUGUCUGCCGGGCUGCCGUGUCGAGGAGUGAACACAACACUUGAUAAUUGGAUAUUGGAUAUAAUAACAGAGCGUGCUCCACAUCUCCAGCAUUUAUCCGAGGAGCAGUUUGCUUCAUUCGCAGUGGAUUUUCUUGAAGCACUUUCCGCUCGACUUUCAGCCAGCCCUAUUUAUGUUUUGCACGACCUAGACGCGCCACAACGAGCCGUGGGCUUGCCGGAACCACCUGUCCCAUCACCUCGUAUAGCCUGAAGUACAUGUAAUGUAUGGUAUACAUGUAAUGAUAGCACUUCUCAUUCUGUAUCU